Molecule: messenger RNA, 1477 nt
Organism: Aspergillus ibericus CBS 121593
Lineage: Eukaryota; Fungi; Ascomycota; Eurotiomycetes; Eurotiales; Aspergillaceae
Product: Zn(II)2Cys6 transcription factor domain-containing protein
Exons: 1
Coding region: 185-1456 (423 amino acids)
Biological process (GO): regulation of transcription by RNA polymerase II
Molecular function (GO): zinc ion binding; DNA-binding transcription activator activity, RNA polymerase II-specific
Source: RefSeq, a predicted model, not a curated record
GAAUAAUACGCCCAUACAGAUUCGCUCCAGGCGAUCACACAACAAAUCCCGCUUGGGCUGUCAGAAUUGUAAGAAAAGACGCAUCAAGGUAGCUUCUUCUCCUAUGCCUCUUUUCUCUCGUCUGCCCGGAGGUCAAGGGUAUAUAUAUCCUGGCAGUUGCACCAGCACCACCAGCACCACCAUCAUGGUCAAGAUGCGCUCUGCUCUGCGUGCCUUGGCUUGCUUUUGGCCCAAUUCUGCUACCUACUCUACGCUUACCGACCAUGCUAACCCCCUCCAGUGCGACGAGAAGAAACCACAUUGCACCAACUGCGUGCGGCAUUCGAUCGAAUGUGAUUUCACCCACCCGGCGGCGGCCUCCGCCACGCCCCCGGCCUCCACGCGACGGUUUCGCUUUCGACCAUCCAAAUACCAGCCCGAGUCCCGGGCCUCCUCCUCCAAGGGUUCCAAGGAUAGCACCCCUGAGGUCGGCCCCCGCGACCCUCCCGCCACCUCCACCGGCGUGCAAUGUGAUCUCGCCGCCAGCAGCGUGGCCGGCGGCAUCUCGUUUGCCGACCUGAAACUCUACCACCACUACCUGACCAGGACGUACAAAACCCUGGCGGACGAGGUGAUGGACAUCCACCGUGUCUGGCCCGACCACGUCCCCCAAUGGGGCAUCACCUUCCCCUCCCUCAUGCAUCUGGUCCUCGCCCUCUCGGCGCUCCACUGGGCCCAUGAGGACCCGGCUUCGGGCACGGAGUACAUCGCGCAAGCCGACGACCACUUCACCUUUGGGGUCCGAUCGGUCACGGCCGUCCUGUGUCUCCUCAAUGCUGAGAACUGCCAGUUGAUCUACAUGGCCGCGGCACUGAUCUGUCUGGUGUACUUCGGCCGCGGGCCCCGACCCGGCGAGUUUCUGGUCUUCAGUGAGCGCGGCCCGUCCGAGUGGCUGGUGCUGAUGCGCGGGGUACACUCCAUCGUCAAGGAGCAUCAUGCCCGCGUUUUCACGGGCGUGCUGUUGCCGAUCCCGGAUGAUCGGAUCGCCGGCGUGAGUGCCGAGCUGCAGCCCGAGCUGGACGAACAUCUGCUCCGGAUUGAGCGCGUGCGAGCGUUCAUGCAGUCCCGGGUCCGAGAGACAUCCCGACGGGCCAUGUUUGGCACGGCCCUCGAUGAUCUGCGCGGGGGAUUUGAAGAGGUGUAUAAGAUUCGCAGCGCCGGGCAGGAUGGCAUCAACCUGAUGCACCUGGUGGUGGGGUGGGUGUAUCGACUCCCGGAGGGGCUGAUCAGUCUGUUGGGACAACGGGACAGUAGCGCGUUGGUGAUGUUUGGCCAUUGGAGCAUUCUGUUGGUGUAUAUGCGGUCGGCGUGGCUGAUGCGGGGGUGGGACGCGCAUGUGCUGGAGGGCGCGCGGGCGGCCCUGCCGGAGGAGGACCGACACUGGCUGGACUGGCCGACCCAGGUGGUAUAUGCUUGACUAUACCUCCUUGUAUACUCC